AUGAUGGACUCGUCUCUUUUGCUAGCAGCAUCGCAACAUGGAGCGGUCACAGCCCUGUCAAUGAGAGCUGACGAGGGUGCUUUCGAUGUCGACGGCUUCAUCACGGAGUUGGUCGGCUACAUGGGUGCCACACCGUCUGUACCUGAGGAAGCAGAGUCUCAUCAAGACUCCUCCCCGCUUGACUGGGAGAAGAUUGGGUGGAAAGCUAUGGCCAGAAGUCGCCAUGCUCCCGCUAUGGACUUCAUGUUCGGACCACUCGAUAUACAGCAAGUUGUACGAUCAAAGAAGCGCACCAAGAAGACGGCCAAGACCCUCGACGAGCAAGUAACACCGCAACGCAUCGAAGAGAAGGAUAUCCAACGAAGUGAGAACGAGACUUUGGAGAACGUCAAGGCGAUCAAGGACAUACUUAUGGAAUCUGUCACGGACGAAAAGGGAGUCAACCUGUUUCGUUUCAUCGUGAAUCCCGACGACUUCGCCCAGUCUGUCGAGAACCUAUUUCACCUGUCGUUUUUGGUAAUGAGGGGCGAAUGUACCGUACAAGUGAGCGAGGACGGAGAGCCGUUAAUAUGUGGGUGGAGACAUAUACCCGAGUUGUUCUUUACGAUUGACAACGAAUCUCAGAUAUAUGUGAUGCUCCCACCGACCGGGAUUAUGAGGAAGAUCUGGGCAGGAAGCAUGUCAUCAUGA
Molecule: messenger RNA, 690 nt
Organism: Peniophora sp. CBMAI 1063
Lineage: Eukaryota; Fungi; Basidiomycota; Agaricomycetes; Russulales; Peniophoraceae
Source: the annotation of a GenBank genome assembly